UACUUCCGGGAGGAGGUGCAGGUUAUAAAGUGCAAUAUGGCUUUACAAGGAAGGGCACACGAAUAAUUCCCUUGUGGUGAGCGACUCGUGUAGUUAUACAACCUUAAAGCGAACGUUUGUUUACUACGAUUAAACGCGCAGACAAAUACACUAAGGAAGAAUCGAUUGAAAUGAGCGGUUCAUGAAUUCAUCAACACGACACGGAAACCAAGAGGAUCUACUCGUAUACAAUGAGACAGAAGUUGGAUCACUAAACUAUCGAGUCAUAAAGAAUGCAGCCUGCUUACCAGAAUGCUACCUCAGAGCUCCAGCUGAAAGUGGACUUUUUCCGUAAGCUGGGCUACUCAUCACAAGAGGUGAAGACAGCCCUGCUGAAACUAGGCUUGGACACUGACACAAAUACUGUUUUGGGGGAGCUGGUGCGCUCUGGAGCCAGAGAGUCACCCACAGUGAGUCAGGAGAGUGAUGAUGGAAGCUUGGGAUUUAGUCACAGAGGUGGUGGAUCCAUCAGUAAAGAUGUCCACAAGGACCUUCAACGCUCACCAGCAGUAGAUGAAACUGACGGUGACCUAAAACCCAUCGUGAUUGAUGGAAGCAAUGUGGCUAUGAGUCAUGGAAACAAGGAAGUUUUCUCAUGUCGUGGAAUUGAGCUGGCAGUGAACUACUUCCUUGAGAGAGGACACAGGAACAUUACAGUUUUCGUGCCCUCAUGGCGAAAAGAGCAGCCAAGACCUGAUGUCCCCAUUUCAGAUCAGCACAUUCUAGCAGAGCUGGAAAGGAGAAAGAUCGUUGUAUUCACGCCCUCCCGGCGGGUGGGAGGUAGGCGGGUGGUCUGCUAUGAUGAUCGCUUCAUUGUCAAACUUGCUUGUGAACUGGAUGGCAUUAUUGUGUCCAACGACACAUACCGCGACCUUCAGUGUGAACGGCCUGAAUGGAAGCACUGCAUUGAGGAGGGACUUCUCAUGUACUCCUUUGUCAAUGACAAGUUCAUGCCACCAGAUGACCCUCUUGGUCGCCAUGGUCCAAACUUGGAUAAUUUCCUCAGAAAGAAACCUCUGCUCCCAGACACCAAACGGCAGCUUUGUCCUUAUGGAAAGAAAUGCACAUACGGAAUCAAAUGCAAGUUUUUUCACCCAGAGCGAUCUAGCCUGUCACAGCGUUCUCUUGCAGAUGAACUGAGGGACAAUGCCCGUCUGUCCAGUUCCGUUCGAUGCUGUUCAGAGGAAAGCCAGAGAUCAGGAGCGUCCCUCAGAGGGCCUUGCCACAAUGAAUCUGGCUUCAGUUCAUACGUUCCCUCUUUAGAGCAGGAGCUGGAAUACAAGCUAAACCUGGACCCUGCUGUUUGUGUACCCAGACACCAACCUGGUGAAAGCAUCCAGCACUACUGGGAUGAUGUUCCUACCAAGUACUGCAACCCAGCUAACCACACUCCUCUGGACUGGCAUAGUCUGUACUCUGCAUACCUCAAUAGUCCUCCAUCGAGCUCAGAUUCUGGCCUUGGCUCCUAUGAGAGCCAGCUUUCAGAGGCAUUUCAAGGACUUGAUGACUCAUACAGGAUUAGCUGUAGGCAUAAUAAUAGGUUUUUUGAAAAACAAGAUGUGUCUCUUUCUUGCAUUUGCUCUUCUGAGCCAGUUAUCCAACCAAGCAUCCAUCAAUACCCUCUUUCCCAGCACCCACCCAACUGCUUUGAUUACGGUGCACUCCAGUUCCCAAGGCCGUCUAACAAUCAAAAUUACAGCCUUCCCAAUUACUUACAGCCUAAUGGGCUCCAUCCCAAACAGCCAAAACCAUGUUCUGACACAGUGUGGCUCCCUCCGACUCGGACAGGUUUUAGUUUACCCAACCCUCACCAUGCUGUUGGACCCCACAGACCAGCUAAUGUUUAUGGCAGCAGCCGGGGAGCUCUCAGUCCAAAUACUGUUCCAUUUGAGGCAGAGCGAGAAGAGACAAGGAAGAAACUCCAUGCAAUUUUUAAUCCUUAUCAUGUGGAUAAGGUUAUGGGAAUGUUCCCGAAACUAAAAGAUGCCCAACAGCUUGCAGCAGAGAUUCUCAAGCUCAAGUCCAAAGGACAGUUGUUCUAAUUAUUCUAUGCUAUCGGGUGAUAAAGAGAUGCUUUAAUUAGAGCAGAGCCUAUAUUUUUUUAUUGAAAUUGAUCUCAAGAUUAAAUGGUGAAUAAUUUAGAAUGUGUGAAAUUGAUGUAUUAUUGCUAUUUUUCUUAACAAUGUUUUAUUUUUAUUUUUUUUUCCUUUUAAUGUUUUGGCUUUGGCCAAAAGUCUUAAGGUUAAUUAUACCUGAAUGCCACCUCACAUAGUACGUGUGAUGAUUAUGUAUGACCAUGAAAGUCAAGUUAUAUCUCACUGCAACAUUUGUAUCAUGUUGUAAUGUUAAAUGUAUUGAUAAGUCAUGCUGUAUUGUUAAAUGUUUGUUAUUGAUGCACAUUGCAUCCUUGAUCAUUUUGAAUUUGGUAUGUUAAAAUGUAGUAUUUUGGACCACGUCACUCGGUGUGUCUGGCAGUUGUUUAAAUGACUUUCAGAAAUAUAAUAUUGUAAUAACUGCAUGAAUUUACUACAUUUCAUUUACUUAAGUAUAAUUUUAUUGUUGGUAUUGAUAA
Tachysurus fulvidraco (yellow catfish) is the source of this 2611-nucleotide messenger RNA. It is a transcript of the gene zc3h12aa, whose product is annotated as ribonuclease ZC3H12A. Gene Ontology annotation, biological process: 3'-UTR-mediated mRNA destabilization; nuclear-transcribed mRNA catabolic process, RNase MRP-dependent. The transcript is spliced from 6 exons. Bases 273 to 2081 code for a protein of 602 amino acids. Gene Ontology annotation, cellular component: nucleus; cytoplasmic ribonucleoprotein granule. Gene Ontology annotation, molecular function: mRNA binding; RNA endonuclease activity; metal ion binding. The record is from RefSeq and is a predicted model, not a curated record. Lineage: Eukaryota; Metazoa; Chordata; Actinopteri; Siluriformes; Bagridae.